Molecule: messenger RNA, 345 nt
Organism: Penicillium robsamsonii
Lineage: Eukaryota; Fungi; Ascomycota; Eurotiomycetes; Eurotiales; Aspergillaceae
Exons: 1
Coding region: 1-345 (114 amino acids)
Source: RefSeq, a predicted model, not a curated record
AUGUAUCUUGGAAAGGUCCUCACCCUCUUCUGUCUCAGCUCUGGGGCCGUUUCCUACAAGAUCCGCGCCUUUAAAGGCCGCAACUGCUCUGGCGAGGCCAAAGAAGUCAAUGUGUGGGAUAACACCUGUAGGAACACCAAUAUUUUCCCAACGAAGUCCUUUCGAGUCUUGGAGUAUGGAGCUCAUCGUCAGAGAGCAACAUUUUUCCUUCUAGGUGGUUGCGGUGCUGCCUCAUCGGCAUCUGCAGAUUGGUGGGCAGAUGGUGGGAGUGACAAGUUCAAGAAGAACGCGUGUCUUGACUUCUCUGGGUGGCAAAUGAAUGCAUAUGGCUCGGUUUCAUCAUAG